Molecule: messenger RNA, 1984 nt
Organism: Sphaerodactylus townsendi
Lineage: Eukaryota; Metazoa; Chordata; Lepidosauria; Squamata; Sphaerodactylidae
Gene: TUBB4A
Product: tubulin beta 4A class IVa
Exons: 4
Coding region: 93-1427 (444 amino acids)
Biological process (GO): mitotic cell cycle; microtubule cytoskeleton organization
Cellular component (GO): microtubule; cytoplasm
Molecular function (GO): GTP binding; GTPase activity; structural constituent of cytoskeleton
Source: RefSeq, a predicted model, not a curated record
GUGGCCAGGGUGGGCCCCUCCCUCGCCGGGCUGGCCCCAUUUAAAGCGCAGCCGCGGGGGUGGGGGCGCCAGAGCGGCGCAGACGAGAGACCAUGAGGGAGAUCGUGCACCUGCAGGCCGGCCAGUGCGGCAACCAGAUCGGGGCCAAGUUCUGGGAAGUCAUCAGCGAUGAACACGGCAUAGACCCCACCGGCACCUACCAUGGAGACAGCGACCUGCAGCUGGAGAGGAUCAACGUCUACUACAACGAAGCUUCAGGUGGCAAGUAUGUCCCCAGGGCUGUCUUGGUUGACCUGGAACCUGGCACCAUGGACUCCGUCAGGUCUGGACCUUUCGGGCAAAUAUUCAGGCCUGACAACUUUGUCUUUGGCCAAAGUGGUGCUGGGAACAACUGGGCCAAAGGACACUACACGGAAGGAGCCGAGCUGGUUGACUCUGUCCUGGAUGUGGUAAGGAAGGAAGCGGAAAGCUGCGACUGCCUCCAGGGCUUUCAGCUGACCCACUCCCUCGGUGGGGGCACGGGGUCAGGAAUGGGAACUCUGCUGAUCAGCAAGAUCCGGGAGGAGUAUCCAGACCGCAUCAUGAACACGUUCAGCGUGGUACCGUCACCUAAGGUCUCGGACACGGUGGUGGAACCUUACAACGCUACCCUUUCCGUGCACCAGUUGGUGGAGAACACGGACGAGACGUAUUGCAUUGACAAUGAGGCCCUCUAUGACAUCUGCUUCCGUACCCUCAAGCUUACCACGCCCACCUACGGCGAUCUCAACCACUUGGUCUCGGCCACCAUGAGUGGCGUGACAACUUGCCUCCGUUUCCCCGGCCAGCUGAACGCCGACCUCCGCAAACUGGCUGUCAACAUGGUGCCCUUCCCUCGUUUACAUUUCUUCAUGCCCGGUUUCGCCCCUCUCACCAGCCGGGGCAGCCAGCAGUACCGAGCCUUGACCGUUCCAGAGCUCACUCAGCAGAUGUUCGACUCCAAGAACAUGAUGGCCGCUUGUGACCCCCGCCACGGCCGUUACCUGACCGUCGCGGCCGUCUUCCGAGGAAGGAUGUCCAUGAAGGAAGUCGACGAGCAAAUGCUGAAUGUGCAGAACAAGAACAGCAGCUAUUUCGUGGAGUGGAUCCCGAACAAUGUGAAGACGGCUGUUUGUGACAUUCCGCCCCGUGGGCUCAAAAUGGCCGCCACCUUCAUCGGCAACAGCACCGCCAUUCAAGAGCUCUUCAAGCGCAUCUCGGAGCAGUUCACGGCUAUGUUCCGCCGCAAAGCCUUCCUCCACUGGUACACGGGCGAAGGCAUGGAUGAGAUGGAGUUCACGGAGGCCGAGAGCAACAUGAACGACCUGGUGUCGGAGUACCAGCAGUACCAAGAUGCUACCGCUGAGGAAGGAGAGUUCGAAGAGGAGGCUGAAGAGGAAGUAGCGUGAAGGUCUCUCCUGCACCCCCCGUGACUCCUUUUUAUCCCCACCAGUCUUCUGAACCAAUGGACCAUAUUCCUGCGCUGGCAUAGACUUGGACAUUCUAGGUCCACCCUCAAGGAGACCAGAGCUUCCUUCCCGCCUGCCAAUGCCGUGGUGUCAACUGCUCCGUUGGGGAUUGGUGGGGAUUGUAGUCUCUGUUCAGGAAUGGCAGCGAGUGGUGAUAUGUCUAGCAAAAGCACUCUUUUCCUUCUCACUGGCUCCUCCCGCUCCAAAGCACCUUCUCUGCCGUGAUGUCUGUCUUUAGUGUUCCGUAUGGUCACGUGAAUCUUUUAGUUUCCCAAAAAUGAGUAUGCACUAACUCGUAAUCCGCAUUGUUCUAGGGUUUUUUCCCCCUUCCCAUCUAUGCCAGGCUUAAAGGAAAGGGUAAUGGAAUUCGGGGUGGGGGUGGUUUGUAGGAUCGGGACUCUGUCCUUUAGGGUGAAACGUAGUCCUCUUUUAGUGUGUUUGCUGUCAAAACACUUGUAUGUCUCCACAAUAAACUACUGAGUAUUGGUACAACCUAA